Danaus plexippus (monarch butterfly) is the source of this 1937-nucleotide messenger RNA. Its product is annotated as zinc finger protein 32-like. The coding region runs from base 160 to 1266 and encodes 368 amino acids. Gene Ontology annotation, molecular function: zinc ion binding. Gene Ontology annotation, cellular component: nucleus. The transcript is spliced from 6 exons. The record is from RefSeq and is a predicted model, not a curated record. NCBI's taxonomy places the organism in Eukaryota, Metazoa, Arthropoda, Insecta, Lepidoptera, Nymphalidae.
AUACUCUACUGUCAAAGUUUGUAAAUAAAAAUAAUGUUGUAGGUGUAAUGAUCGACAAUUAAUUUUCUUUUAUCAUAUAGUUCAAACAGUUUCUCAAAAACUUAAUUGAAGAUCUUAGAAUAGAUCGAAAAGCAUGUUAAAUUUUUACUUAUACUAAACAUGUUGCCUAUAUUUCUUCUAAUAAAUCGUAUGGCGUCUCGACGGACUUCUAGCAAAGCUAAGCCGAUGAAAACUUUUAAAAAAGAAUCCGGCAACGGAUUCUGCAGGACCUGCUUGAGCACUAAGAAUCUAGAACUUAUAUUUAGUAAAGCGGAAUCUAAAGACAAGAAAUCUGAGGAACUACGUCUUGUAACGGGUUUAGAAAUUAAAUUCAACGAUGGAUUAUCACAAAAAAUUUGUACAGUCUGCAUCAAAACAAUCAAAACGGCGCUAAGAUUCAGAAGGAUCAGCAAGAAGACUGAAAAAACUCUUCUCAGUAUGACGGUGAGAUCGAAACAACACUCAAAUCCAGGUACAAGUCUCCCAAAAGCCAAUGUCAUAAAGACGGAACCAGGAUCUGAUGCAGUGGAGCUCAAGAACGAUAGAGAAGACACAUCAUACAAUGCUGACUACCAGAACUAUGAUUAUUAUAAUUACACUUACAAAGAGGAACCGGAGACGUCAGAGAGAGAGAUGCAAAAACCGACUCGAGGUAGACAGAAGUGUCUCGGACCCAACGGGACGUACAAGUGUCAUGUCUGCGGUAAGGAGUUCAGGAUGAAGGCCACAUACACAGCACAUCUGAGAUUCCACACACACUACUGUGUUUGCGAGGCGUGUGGGAAGCGCUGCCGGAACAACAACCAACUGCAAGAACACAAGCGAGCUCGACACGGGCUGGGGAAGAUUCAUAAAUGCGCCUACUGCGAGUACAGCUCCGCGACCAAGGAAGCUCUCAUCAUCCACGAGCGGCGUCACACGGGAGAGCGGCCUUACGUCUGCGAUCACUGCGGCGCCUCCUUCUUCAGGCGGUCCACGCUAGUGCAGCACAUCGCCAUACACCUGCCAGAGAAGAACUUCCAGUGCGACAUGUGCCCUAAAAGGCUGAAAUCCAAGAAGUUCCUCCAAAUCCACAAACACAACGCGCACACGGGCAAGAGGUACGGCUACCUGUGUUCCGUGUGCGACCACCGCUUCGAGAAGCCAAAUAAGGUGCGCGCGCACACGAGGCGAGUCCACGGACUGCCGGACGAGCAACAGGGACCCAUAGUACGGAUCAUACUAUAGACAUGACACACGGAUAAACUUUCACUAUCACGACCAGAGUGUGGGGUGUACAGUAGACGACCAGAGUGAGGGGUGUACCAUAGACGACCAGAGUGUGGGGUGUACAGUAGACGACCAGAGUGGGGGGUGUACCGUAGACGACCAGAGUGGGGGGUGUACAGUAGACGACCAGAGUGAGGGGUGUACAGUAGACGACCAGAGUGAGGGGUGUACCAUAGACGACCAGAGUGGGGGGUGUACCGUAGACGACCGGAGUGGGGGGUGUACCGUAGACGACCGGAGUGGGGGGUGUACCGUAGACGACCAGAGUGGGGGGUGUACAGUAGACGACCAGAGUGAGGGGUGUACAGUAGACGACCAGAGUGAGGGGUGUACAGUAGACGACCAGAGUGAGGGGUGUACAGUAGACGACCAGAGUGAGGGGUGUACAGUAGACGACCAGAGUGAGGGGUGUACCAUAGACGACCAGAGUGGGGGGUGUACCGCACAGUAUAUACUCAAUAGGGUUAGAGAUAUAAACGUACUUGCUGGUAUUCGAUUGUAAAUAAAACAUUAUAAUAGUCCUAUUUCUGUUUAAAUUUAUUAAUCCUGAUAUAUUUUUUUUAAUCAUCGACACUGUAUUAUUAUAAAUAAAAACUAGUUGUGUCACGAAUGUAAUAAACAUUAAUUAA